Molecule: messenger RNA, 315 nt
Organism: Encephalitozoon cuniculi GB-M1
Lineage: Eukaryota; Fungi; Microsporidia; Unikaryonidae
Exons: 1
Coding region: 1-315 (104 amino acids)
Source: RefSeq, marked provisional
AUGGAUCACAGAGACGAGCCGAUGCCUGUUUAUAAAAAACCCGGGCUGGGCGGAAAAAACUCGCCUCGGGAAGGGAGCCUCAACGGUCAAAGCAUGGCAGACAUUGUAGCUCUGAUCAACCUCAGCAGCGAGGAGAGGAAGGUGAAGUUGGUGUCGAAAUAUGUCAAUAUUAUAUCCGAAUUUAUACUCCACAAGGCAAGGGAAAUAUCAAAUGGAGGAGAAAACCAAGAAGUAUCUGCAGACGACAUAGAAAAAGUGAUUGUUUCUGAGGGUUUAUUCUUCCUGUCAGACAUCAUCAGCCUUAAUAAACAAUAA